Dendronephthya gigantea is the source of this 2219-nucleotide messenger RNA. RefSeq lists its product as uncharacterized. The record is from RefSeq and is a predicted model, not a curated record. NCBI's taxonomy places the organism in Eukaryota, Metazoa, Cnidaria, Anthozoa, Malacalcyonacea, Nephtheidae. The coding region runs from base 442 to 1863 and encodes 473 amino acids. The transcript has 4 exons.
UUGCCAAGAUUUUGAGAAGAACUACAUAUAUAUACUGUACAUGUGUGUGGAUCUUCGCUACCUCGAGAUUGACAACAACACAUGACUUAUCAUUAUACAGCCAGAAGAUCCAACCAUAGAUUCGCAUAACUUUAUCGCUGUAAAUUUAUCUGGCUUGCCUCAGGCACCAAUCCAUUUGACAAAUAGAAUGUCAAAUUGUCUUUUAUUGCAUGCAGUUAAGCGAAGAAUUAGAGAGACUUAAUACAAGUGUGUUGUUAUGAAAAGUAUCCGAGUUACGCAUCCGUAGUUGUUAUACCAUAUUUAAAGCGUUGUUUGAAGACGCUGCUUCCUAAUCCUGGCUAUAUUCGAUGUAAAUAGUUUAAUUUUCAAUGUACAUAUUUAAGUGCAUAUUUCAAGUACAUAAUUAUUUAAAGAUGCACGAGAGGCUCAGUGAUUCACAAGAUGUAUGAGAGUAUUUUUCAAUCUUUGGCUAAUCCACCGUUUAGGCUAAACGCCUUUCGAACAACUGGCCCCAGGAGCACAGUCCUAAUUAAGCAAACGAUGAUAAGAUCACAACGUCGCCAGGCUAUUCUUACAUUCCUCGCUGUCAUCGGCAGUGUUUCGCUCUUAAACUUCGUUGGAACUUUCUUAAACAAGACAUUCAGCACGUUUGGUCCAUGCCUUUGUAAUUCUCGCAUCAUUUUCAACGAAUCCGGAGUGAUAGACACGAGCAGCUGCUGGAGACAACUGGCUAAAACUACGUACGUGUUCACAGCGUAUUUAGAUGAUCGUGAUCCUUGCAUGGCACUUAUUACUGUUUUGGGAUUUGGCGUAAUGUCAGAGGCGCCACUUCGUGGUACGUUGUUGCUGCACAGCGGUGAACGAAUAGAGCUCGGAAAGUACAAAAAAAAGAUGAUACUGAACCCGUACGGAGACUACUCCCUCGAAAGACUGGGACCGUAUACGUAUUCUUGGCCGUUGCCCGCUACAGUUCCUUCGGUAGGCUAUCUGAAGUCGAUUGAGGUUCAACAGAUUAGAUCGUACGCAGGUAAAACAGAAACGACUGUAAUUCCUAUAACACGGCCAGUCUACUCGACCAAAACGUUCGGAGUUUGCAUAGAUUCGCCAUUAUUUGGAAAUGUAGACGCACGUGCCAUUAUCGAGAACAUCGAAAUCAACAAAGUGCUCGGAGCAGAAUGGUUUACAUUUUAUAUUUACAACUCCGAUCAAGCAGCGCUUCAGGUAUUGCAGAGAUAUGCCAGCGAAGGGAUGGUGGAGGUCGUACAAAACUGGGGGGAAGGUUUACCCAAAGACAUCACACAUUACUUCGGGCAGACAUUGAGCAUUAACGAAUGCGCGUAUCGAAAUUUGUACAGGGUGAAGUACUUGGUCUACACAGACUUGGACGAAUUCAUCGUUCCAAAGAUAUCGUUAGGAUGGAAGGACAUGAUGAAAACUAUUGAGAGUGUUAGAGAUGGAACAUACUUGUUCAGACAUGCAUACUUCUUUGAAAACUUAAACGCAACAAGUACAGUUAAAACUUCCUUCCCUUGUUCUGGGUCACGGAACGUGAAACUACCCAGCUUCUUAUCACGCGUGACAAGAUCGCGAGAGAUCCACCCGCCAGAGGUAAGGUCAAAAUACAUGAUCAAGCCGUCGUACGCGACAGCGGUUGGGGUCCACGAGGUUUUCAAGCACGUCACAUAUUAUGUCAGGACCUACGUUGUACCACCUGAAUUUGCUUUACUUCAUCACUGUCGUAGGUUUGAGGAAGGGAUUUCUCCUAUGACCGAUGUGAAUCAUCAGCUUGUCCCAGAUGCACGCGCACUGGUCUUCAAAACGAGGAUUGUGGCCGGAUUAAGAAAACGCUUGUGCUUUACUUGAAGUAAAAUUGAUGAAAAUUGACCGCAUUGAGAUAGAUAUGGAAAUGCUUUAGGGUAAAUUUGACCUCUAGUCUCUUGACAUGCGCAGUGUAUGAAGUGCUCGAUCGCGUGUUUACAUUGCGUGGAAGGACUUGGUUCUAGCUAGAAACUUGCAACUUGGUUCAAUCGUUAUAACGGCUAGAUACGAGGCAAGUGUUGGCUCUGGUCGUCUUGGCCACUAAUGGUCACUUUAGGCGAUGACUUGAGGAAAAAACUUUAAAGUUUGGAUGGACGAUAUGAAUUGAAUUCUGCGAUACUGUACGAUGUUAUAACUUAAGAUUUGAAAAUUUUCCUAAGAUUUUUGCAAACACUGAUCGU